CAGUGUCCCAGUCCCUGGAGAGGUCUCACCCCUUACCGAGAUGCACUCAGGCCCUAUUAGGCACCUCUGUCCGGAGCUCUAAAGGACAAAGGGAAGAACCAUGUCCACGAUUGCAGCUUUCUAUGGUGGCAAGUCCAUUCUCAUUACUGGGGCCACGGGCUUCAUGGGCAAAGUGCUGAUGGAGAAGCUAUUUCGCACUAGCCCCAACCUGAAAGUCAUUUACAUCCUUGUGAGGCCCAAGGCUGACCAGACACCGCAGCAGAGGGUUUUCCGGAUCCUAAAUAGUAAGCUCUUUGAAAAAGUCAAAGAAGUUUGUCCACAUGUGCAUGAGAAGAUCAGAGCUAUCUCUGCAGAUCUCAAUCAGAGCGACUUUGCCAUCAGCAAGGAGGACACGCAGGAGCUUCUCUCCCGCACAAACAUCGUCUUCCACUGUGCCGCCACUGUACGCUUUGACGACCAUCUGAGACAUGCCGUGCAACUAAAUGUCACUGCCACCCAGCAGCUCUUGCUUAUGGCCAGUCAGAUGCCAAAGCUGGAAGCCUUCAUACAUAUCUCUACUGCCUAUUCAAAUUGUAACCUGAAGCACAUCGAUGAAGUCAUCUAUCCAUGCCCUGUGGAGCCAAAAAAAAUCAUCGACUCCAUGGAGUGGUUGGACGACGCUAUUAUUGAUGAGAUUGCACCCAAGCUGAUCGGGGAUCGGCCCAAUGCUUACACCUACACCAAGGCCCUGGGAGAGAUGGUGGUGCAGCAGGAGAGCAGGAACCUAAACAUUGCCAUCAUAAGGCCCUCCAUUGUGGGAGCAACCUGGCAGGAGCCUUUCCCAGGUUGGGUUGAUAACCUAAAUGGACCUACUGGGCUCAUUAUUGCGGCUGGGAAAGGAUUUCUUCGGGCCAUAAGAGCUACUCCAAUGGCUGUAGCAGAUUUAAUUCCAGUUGAUACAGUCGUCAACCUCACCUUGGCUGUAGGAUGGUACACGGCAGUUCACAGACCUAAGUCAACGUUAAUCUACCACUGUACAUCUGGUAACCUCAAUCCCUGUAAUUGGGGCAAAAUGGGAUUCCAAGUCUUGGCAACCUUUGAAAAAGUCCCAUUUGAGAAAGCUUUUAGGCGGCCCAAUGCUGACUUCACAGCCAACACCAUCACAACCCAUUACCGGAACGCAGUCAGCCACCGCGCCCCUGCCAUCAUCUAUGACUUCUAUCUGCGGCUCACAGGAAGGAAGCCCAGGAUGACCAAGCUCAUGAAUCGGCUUAUAAGAAACGUUUCCUUGAUGGAGUAUUUCCUCAACCGCAGUUGGGAGUGGAGCACAGACAAUACAGAAAUGCUGAUGUCCAGGCUGAGUCCUGAGGACCAGAGGGUAUUCAACUUCGAUGUGCGCCAGUUGAACUGGUUGGAAUACAUUGAAAAUUAUGUUCUAGGAGUUAAAAAGUACUUAUUGAAAGAGGAUAUGGCUGGGAUCCCAGAAGCAAAGCAACACUUAAAAAGGCUCCGAAACAUUCACUACCUCUUCAAUACUGCCUUCUUCCUCAUCGCCUGGCGCCUUCUCAUUGCCAAAUCUCAGCUCGCUCGUAAUGUCUGGUUCUUCAUCGUGAGCCUCUGUUAUAAAUUCCUCUCCUACGUUAGAGCAUCCAGCACGCUCAAGAUCUAAGAACAUUUGGCAAUCUCCUUUUGUCUGGAACCUCUCAGAUACCUCUAGAACAGCAAACUACGGUUCUCAAGAUUAGGAAGUAACAAAGAAUACGCCCAAGUUCAUUACCUCUCAAAUGUGCUCUCAUGUAUUCAUCCCUAUUUCUUAACUAUAUGUUCUUUUUAUUUCAAAGAGAGAAGUCAAGUCAUAUGCCAGCCUAUAAUCCUACAUAUUUUAGGAAAAAAUUAUUUCCAUAUUGUUUCCUAAUACUCUAUUCUAUGCCCUUGAAUAUAAAACACCCAAAGUAUACCCAUCUUCCCAUAUUUAGCUCUUCUUGAGAGGACUAAUGUUGACGCAAUAAACAUGGAAGAACUCAUGGUAGAAGCUGAAAUAUGCUAAGAAGGGUAGUUCAAAAACCUUGGAGCCAUUCUGGGGUACCCAGUAUAAAGGUUUAAAGCCAAGAUAAGUAGAAGAAGAAUGGUCUCAACAUCCUCACAAAUGCCGCAGGUGAAAUAAUUCUCCACUGCAGUCUCUGCUUCCUCUCUGUGCUGUAUGGAGUCCUGGGUGAGGGCUGGGGGAAUUAGAAAAUUGGGCUUGCAGUGAACAUUUUCCUUAACUAUACCCACUUCUGAAACCUAAAAAGAACCAAGAGGUGUAAACAAUUAUACAGAGAAUGAGGGCUCAAGUAUAUUUGCCUUGGGACUCAGUUUAUUAUGCUUUUAAGUAAAAAUUAAUUCUUGUAAUUUGAAUUUGACAACUGUUACUUCUAAAUCUUUUGAAUCGCCAAUUUUCCUGAUAAUCUUCUCUCAAGAGUUUCCUUCUUAUUCAAUAAAGUCACCAAAUUCCUUAA
Messenger RNA from Diceros bicornis minor, 2477 nucleotides. RefSeq names its product fatty acyl-CoA reductase 2. Gene Ontology annotation, cellular component: peroxisome. The record is from RefSeq and is a predicted model, not a curated record. Gene Ontology annotation, molecular function: alcohol-forming very long-chain fatty acyl-CoA reductase (NADP+) activity. The transcript is spliced from 12 exons. The coding region runs from base 101 to 1648 and encodes 515 amino acids. NCBI's taxonomy places the organism in Eukaryota, Metazoa, Chordata, Mammalia, Perissodactyla, Rhinocerotidae. Gene Ontology annotation, biological process: long-chain fatty-acyl-CoA metabolic process.